AUGAGCGCAGCGCUUCGCGUGCCACUGCGGGCAUUCAAGAUUGACCCGGUGAUCGGGAAAACCUCCAAACCCUCGACAUCUGGCUCCUCGUUUCUUCUGGCCUCGAACUCGCCGCUACGACAGUCGCCCUCUUCCGGUGUGAUCAAUACUUCAUCAUGGGGUCGUUCAGCGUCUUCCAAGGGCUCAACUCUCGCCGCUUCACGCCGUUCCUUUUCUGUGAAGGCUCCGCUUCUCUUGUCUGCGGAGACUAAGAGCCAGCACAAGUCUGAAAACAAGUCCAAUUUGAAUGCAUCACAGCGGAGUGCCAUCAAAUGGUUUCUCAUUGGAAGUAUCCUCGGUUUGGGCGCAGUGACGUUCUCUGAUCAAGCGCAGCAUGCGUUCCAGGCGGCGAAACGCAGUGGGCGUGUGGUUGGUACACUGGCUGUCUGUAUCAAUGACUACCGUGUUACCCUGAAACAAGACGCUUCCUCCCCCGAAGAACACGACGCACUGCUUCGCGCAUGCCACAAGCGAUGCGCCGAGCGUACACUCCAUGUUCUAGAAAAGAAUGGCUCGAUUUUCAUCAAAUUGGGCCAGCAUCUCAGCAGCAUGGGGUACCUGCUUCCCAUCGAAUGGACCUCGACCUUCAUCCCGCUCCAGGACAGAUGCCCCGUCUCGUCAAUCGAGUCAAUUGGCGAGCUAUUCCGCAAGGACACAGGCCAGGAUAUGAACCAGUUGUUUGCAUCUUUUGAAUCUACGCCCAUCGGUGCUGCAUCGCUAGCACAGGUGCACAUCGCUACGUUAAAGGAAACCGGACAAUUGGUCGCUGUCAAAGUCCAGCAUCCCGCGCUGGACGAAUGGGUGCCGUUAGACUUGGCUUUGACUCGAUUCACUUUCUCCAUGCUUAAGCGUUUCUUCCCUGAAUAUGACCUGGAAUGGCUGUCGAAGGAAAUGGAUUUCUCGCUGCCGCAAGAGCUGGACUUCCGCAUGGAAGCCCAGAAUGCUACUCAUGCCAGCGAGUACUUCAAAAAACACUCCGAUGCCCCACUGGUCAUUCCCGAAGUGAUGUGGUCCCAAAAGCGUAUCCUCGUGAUGGAGUACAUCGCAGGCCACCGCCCCGAUGAUCUGGAGUACCUGGACGCCAACAACAUCGAUCGCGACGAAGUCUCUGCCGCUCUCGCACACGUCUUCAAUGAGAUGGUCUUCGGCGACAACGCCCCACUCCACUGCGACCCUCACGGCGGCAAUAUCGCCAUCCGCCCGAACCACACCCGGUCAUACCCCAACUUCGACAUCGUCCUCUAUGACCACGGGCUCUACCGCAACAUUGACCGCGACUUACGCCGCAACUACGCCAAGCUGUGGCUAGCCGUUAUCGACGCGGACGUGCCGCGGAUGCGCGAGUUCGCACACAAGGUCGCCGGCGUCACGGACGAGCAGUUCCCGCUCUUUGCCAGUGCCAUUACCGGUAGAGACUACAGCGUGCUCACGAAGAAAAGCGUCGUUUCUUCGCGGACGGCUGAAGAGAAAAAGGAGAUAUCCGGCGCGUUGGGUGAAGGCAUGCUGCAACAACUGGUUGUCUUGCUAGGCCAGGUUCCGCGGAUUAUUCUUCUCAUCUUGAAGACCAAUGACCUCACUCGUAGCCUAGACGAAAACCUCCACACACGCCAGGGCCCAAUGCGCUCUUUCCUCAUCCUCGCGCGGUAUGCCACGCGCACUGUCUUUGAAGAGCAGUUGGAGCUCAUUAAGGAGUCUGGCGGUGUCUUCCGCAACUUCUUCCGUUUCUUGUAUGCCUACGCGAGCUACCUUCGCGUUGAGGUCAAGUUGACUGUUUAUGAAACUAUGCUGUCCUUGAAGACUCGCUUCGGCCUCCGGAGCGGUUAG
Molecule: messenger RNA, 1863 nt
Organism: Penicillium concentricum
Lineage: Eukaryota; Fungi; Ascomycota; Eurotiomycetes; Eurotiales; Aspergillaceae
Product: ABC1 kinase family protein
Exons: 4
Coding region: 1-1863 (620 amino acids)
Biological process (GO): lipid homeostasis; mitochondrion organization
Cellular component (GO): mitochondrial inner membrane
Source: RefSeq, a predicted model, not a curated record